Molecule: messenger RNA, 1986 nt
Organism: Arachis ipaensis
Lineage: Eukaryota; Viridiplantae; Streptophyta; Magnoliopsida; Fabales; Fabaceae
Source: RefSeq, a predicted model, not a curated record
AUGAACAUCAUAAAAGUGGAUAUAGAUAAGAGUUGGAUCUCAAAGCCACGAGGUAGUGUCGAAUACAAGGCCGGGUUGAACAAAUUUUUGGAUUUCGCAUUUGCGAAUGCAUCAUCCGAUGGGAUGAUACAUUGUCCAUGUCCUUUGUGUGGGUUCCGGCUAUUCCAAAAUAGAGAGGAUGCUUAUGAUCACUUGCUAUUAAAACCGUUUCCUGCUAAGUAUACUUUUUGGUUACAUCACGGGGAGAGACGCGUAGGAGACAGUUCUACUGAGACACAAGAAGUUGACCCUGGUAGCGUCUACCGAGAUCCACUGCGCGACAUGGUUCGUGAGGCAUUCAACUUUCCAGGUUCUGUUGUCGAUGAAGAUGACUCGGGCAACAAAGAUGUUGAGGGGGAUGCCGAAGAAUUGCCUUAUUUGUAUAGCGAACCUAGUCAGGCGGCCCGUCAUUUUGAUGAGCUGCUUGAGGAUGGAGAGCAGGAAUUGUAUCCGGGUUGUGCGAAAUUCUCGAAGUUGGCUUUCUUGGUCAGGCUAUACCAUAUAAAGUGCAUGUGCGGCGUGAGCGACAAGGCAUUCGGAAUGAUACUAGAGUUACUGUGUGAGUCCUUUGAGCAUGCAAAGAUUCCGGCUUCACUGCACGAUGCCAAGAGGAUCAUACGAAAGCUCGGUAUUGCGUACAAGAAGAUAGAUGCAUGUCCGAAUGACUGCAUGCUAUAUCAUGGCAGCGAUCAAGAACUGUCUAGGUGCAAGAUAUGUGGGACCUCGAGAUGGAAGCAAAAGAGUAGGAGGAAUUCCGUUGUCCGGAUCAACGUGGUUGUUAAGAAGAAUGAAAAGCCGCAGGCGGCGAAAGUUCUUCGUUACUUUCCCCUUGUUCCACGACUGCAGCGGAUGUUCAUGUCCAGUAAGACAUCUGUUGACAUGUUGUGGCACAAGAAAGGUCCUAACUCGGAUGGUUUUUUGAGGCAUCCACGAGACGGAGAGGCAUGGAAGGCAUUUGAUAGAAGAUAUACUCACUUCAGUGGCGAUCCACGCAGCGUUCGCUUAGCCUUAGCUAGUGAUGGCUUUAAUCCCUUCGGAAAUCUCAGCUCAAGGUACUCGAUUUGGCCCGUGAUUCUCAUCCCCUACAACCUGCCCCCAUGGAGUUGUAUGAGACCCAGCUCUUUCUUGCUGUCUAUGAUUAUCCCCGGUCCCAAGAUGCCUGGUAAUGACAUAGAUGUCUACUUACAGCCGCUGAUAGAUGAGUUGAAGCAGCUGUGGGGUGGUGUUGAUACGUACGACGCUAGCGAGAAAAAAACAUUCAAGCUGCAUGCUGCGUUGUUGUGGACAAUCAGCGAUUUUCCAGGGUUGGGCAACUUAUCUGGGUGGAAUACGUACGGUGGGAGAGCAUGUCCUACGUGCAACCUGGAUGCCGAGUCUAAGCGACUCACGUUUAGUCAGAAAUGGUGUUUCAUGGGUCAUCGGCGCUUUCUGAAUCAAAGCCACAGAUUUCGGCAGGACCGGGUCACGAUCAAUCGACCAUUGCGUGUCGAUGAUCGACCGAGUGAAGAUGCGACUAAUAACGCGACCAGCAUGUUCCCACUAAUUGGCAAAGCGGUAGGGGCUUCCGAGAGUUUGAAUCUUUCACCAACCGAGAGACUUCAAGCACAUCGUCACGUAUUGGUCAAUUGCGCAGGUGUAGAGAAUUUCUUAGAGGAUUUUAGGGCUAGUAGAAAAAGACAGCUACGAAGUAUUGGCAAAAGAAAUGAAGCCUACAUUGACAGGGUUGUCCAUAGAGAAUUCGCCGAGUGGUUCAAGAAUGAGAUACCACUGGGAAGUACGAUGCACCCGAGAGAAUUGCAGUGGCUCGCAUGUGGCCCCAAUAUUCAGGCAAAGCGCUUUAAGGCGUACAAUGUCAACGGAUUCAAGUUUAGAACACUAUCAAGAGAGGAUGGAAUGAGAACCCAAAAUAGCGGGGUUUGUGUCACAUCUGACACUAGAAGAACGUAG